This is a messenger RNA of Fonsecaea multimorphosa CBS 102226, 1134 nucleotides long. RefSeq lists its product as uncharacterized. The transcript has a single exon. NCBI's taxonomy places the organism in Eukaryota, Fungi, Ascomycota, Eurotiomycetes, Chaetothyriales, Herpotrichiellaceae. The coding region runs from base 1 to 1134 and encodes 377 amino acids. The record is from RefSeq and is a predicted model, not a curated record.
AUGCGUGACCCCUCGAGGAACACGAUUAUCAGUCUACGAAGCCACAUUCGCAAGCCCUCUUCAUCAACUAAGAGCAAUGUGUCGGAGAAAAGAGCUUCGUUCGGCUCUCUUGAUUAUCGGUCGACCACCCUCGAGCCGAACCACAUCAUUGUCGAGGACAAAGAGAUGGACGACGAGAGAUGGAGCCGGUUGGCAUUUGCGCUGGGCAUGCCUUACGGCGAAACGCAGCGCCCCAGUCCAGAAGCGACCAAAUUCGCUCAACAAGUCAGAAGUCGGCGAACUGUGAGCGGCAAAGAGAUGACCGACCUCCUCCUACCGCUGCUGGUCUCGGUGGCCAAAAACUACAGGAUCAUGAAAUGCCGGACUAACACCCUUUUCCACCGAGACGGUGUCCCGGACGAAGUGCCCGACUUCGAGGUCGAGGACGGGUGGAAGAUGCAGCUGCCAACCCCCAGACCGACUAUCACCCUGGGCUAUUCUAGCAAAGCAUUUUCCUCACAUCAGCUGGAGUUGCAGCACGGCAUCAUAUCGAACAGUCGGAACGAGCCCUGUAAUCUCGACAAGCUCUCCCAACCCGUGCCAGAUGUCUACUGGCCAUUUUUUGUUGUCGAGGUGCAGGACGAAUCAAUGCUUGCUGCUCGAAAUGCAUCCGCUGGGUCGGCAGCGACGUGCAACAACGCACUGAUGAUCUUCGCCGGGGCUGCAGAGGAGGCGCAGAGGUAUCACAGCGACAUGAAUUUCCUGUGGCGCCUAAGCAAAGCUGCACAAUCUUUCUCCCUCUCCAUCAAUGGCAAAACAGCUUGUCUCAAUACACACAAUUCAGAAGGCUGCUUGCCUCACGCUGUGGCGACUAUUCGAACAUAUCGGCUCGACAACGACAAGGAUGUUGAGUCCAUGGCGGCUCGGAUCAGCAGUAUCUUGGUAUGGGCAGAAAACUGCAGGCUGCAGUCCAUCAGCGAUCUGCUGAGCGCGUUUGACAAGCGUGUGAAGCUCUGCAGAGAGCACAUGACCCGGGACAGCUCUCCAUAUGAUCCACCCCAGCUCGCCAGCGUCAACGGGCCUCCUAGGAGUCGCACAAGCAUCAUCAGAAGUGUCAUAGCGGAGAGUCUGCCACGAUGGGCGCGGGCAUUUUAG